Notodromas monacha is the source of this 552-nucleotide messenger RNA. Lineage: Eukaryota; Metazoa; Arthropoda; Ostracoda; Podocopida; Cyprididae. The record is from the annotation of a GenBank genome assembly.
AUGAAAGAUUUUACCAAUAAGGUGGUCGUUAUUACUGGAGCAGGUUCGGGAAUUGGUCGAGCAUUGGCCAUAGAAUUUGCCAAACGUGGCGCCCAUUUGGCAUUGAAUGAUUAUAGCAUGGAUCAACUAAACGCCACUUUAGAAAAAUUACCCAGUGGCACCAAAACAUUCACCCAAGGAUUCGACGUAUCCGAUGCCCAUGCCAUGGAUGGAUUUGCUCAAUCCAUAUUGGCCCAUUAUGGUCAUGUGGAUGUGGUUAUUAAUAAUGCGGGAGUGGCUCUAUCCAAAUACAGUGUAGAAAACACCUCUUUAGAAGAUUUUAAAUGGCUAUUUGGCAUUAAUUUUUGGGGCAUGGUAUAUGGCAGUAAGUCCUUUUUGCCACUUCUAAAACAACGCCCUCAAGCGGCAUUGGUCAACGUAUCCAGUUUGUUUGGUCUUAGUGGCAUUCCCUAUCAAGCGGCUUAUUCCGCAUCUAAAAUGGCCAUUCGAGGGUUUACCGAGUCAUUGGCCAUGGAGCAAGAAUCCAGUGGAUCGCCCGUGGUCGUGUCAUCG